AUGAGUGGCGGCCUAGGGCAGCGUUGUCGCAGCGUUUCGGUGUUAAUCAUCCCAACGUCGACGGAGUGGGCUCAUGUCCACAGCAGAGUCUAUAGUGAGACCCCAAGCCCCAUUGACAACAGCAAACAAGGGCUGAAGCCGGUGUGGUUUCUCAACCGCUGUGUGUGGUGCGCCAACGGUGGUGAAAAAGGUGGCAGAUGGACUGCAGACUGCAGCAACAGCAGCAGCAGAGGUGGAGGUGGUGUGGAAAGUGGGGCAGUCAGCAUUAUGAGAGCGCAAUGGGUUGGGGUACUUGCCUUCGUUGCAGUCCUCACCAUCGGCUCGCAAUGGAACUCUACUUCGUCUUUCAUCCCCACUCUCCUCCUCCCACCACCAUCCCCAUCACUGUCACCACUCUUCGUGACCACUGCCUUACGUCGUGAGCGCCUACCAUGGCUAGGGCCGUGCCAGCUUCACGAGCAUCGACGGUGCAUGGAGAAGAUGACGUGGCACGUCAACACUCCCCUCUGGAUGUGCCACAUCGUCCACACGGCAACGACACAUGCCGUCAUCGCCGUCCACAAUAGUGCAGCCGCCAUCGUAACGCCCGCCAACCACUGCCACGUCACCGCCUCGCCCACUGCCACAUUGGGCGAUGAUUACGGGACAUGA
Messenger RNA from Laccaria bicolor S238N-H82, 651 nucleotides. RefSeq lists its product as uncharacterized. The transcript has 6 exons. NCBI's taxonomy places the organism in Eukaryota, Fungi, Basidiomycota, Agaricomycetes, Agaricales, Hydnangiaceae. Bases 1 to 651 code for a protein of 216 amino acids. The record is from RefSeq and is a predicted model, not a curated record.